AAACAGAAGAUAGAGGGAGUCUCGGAGCUCGCCAUCUCCGCCGAUCUCUACAUUGGGAAAAAAAACAUGGAGUCAGCUCCGGCAGCCCCCGACCCCGCCGCCAGCGAACCGGGCAGCAGCGGCUCGGAGGCGGCCGCUAGCUCCAGGGAGACCCCGCUGACCCAGGACGCGGGCCGCAAGAGCGAGGCGCCGGGCACUGGUCGCAGGCAGAGCUACGCGAGCUCCAGCCGAGGGAUCUCAGUGACGAAGAAGACACACACAUCUCAAAUUGAAAUUAUUCCAUGCAAGAUCUGUGGAGACAAAUCGUCAGGAAUCCAUUAUGGUGUCAUUACGUGUGAAGGCUGCAAGGGCUUUUUCAGGAGAAGUCAGCAGAGCAAUGCCACCUACUCCUGCCCUCGUCAGAAGAACUGUUUGAUCGAUCGAACCAGCAGAAACCGCUGUCAGCAUUGUCGACUGCAGAAAUGCCUUGCCGUGGGAAUGUCUCGAGAUGCUGUCAAAUUUGGCCGGAUGUCCAAGAAGCAGCGAGACAGCUUAUAUGCCGAGGUACAAAAGCACCGGAUGCAGCAGCAACAACGAGACCACCAGCAGCAGCCUGGGGAGGCUGAGCCGCUGACGCCCACCUACAACAUCUCGGCCAAUGGGCUGACGGAACUGCAUGACGACCUCAGCACCUACAUGGACGGCCACACCCCUGAGGGCAGCAAGGCCGACUCUGCAGUCAGCAGCUUCUACCUGGACAUCCAGCCCUCCCCGGACCAGUCAGGACUGGACAUCAAUGGGAUCAAGCCUGAACCCAUAUGUGACUACACACCAGCAUCUGGCUUCUUCCCCUACUGCUCCUUUACCAACGGAGAGACUUCCCCAACCGUAUCCAUGGCAGAACUAGAACACCUUGCGCAGAACAUAUCCAAAUCCCACUUGGAAACCUGCCAAUACUUGCGGGAAGAACUCCAGCAGAUAACAUGGCAGACCUUCCUGCAGGAGGAGAUUGAGAACUAUCAGAACAAGAGAGAGGUGAUGUGGCAAUUGUGUGCCAUCAAGAUUACAGAAGCUAUCCAGUAUGUGGUGGAGUUUGCCAAACGCAUUGAUGGAUUUAUGGAGCUGUGUCAAAAUGAUCAAAUUGUGCUUCUAAAAGCAGGCUCUCUGGAGGUGGUAUUUAUCAGGAUGUGCCGUGCCUUUGAUUCUCAGAACAACACCGUGUACUUUGAUGGGAAGUACGCCAGCCCUGACGUCUUCAAAUCCUUAGGUUGCGAAGACUUCAUUAGCUUUGUAUUUGAAUUUGGGAAGAGUUUGUGUUCUAUGCACCUGACUGAAGACGAAAUUGCAUUAUUUUCUGCAUUUGUACUGAUGUCAGCAGAUCGCUCCUGGCUGCAGGAAAAGGUAAAAAUUGAAAAACUGCAACAGAAAAUCCAGCUAGCCCUUCAACAUGUCUUACAGAAGAACCACCGAGAAGAUGGAAUUCUGACGAAGCUAAUAUGCAAGGUGUCUACGUUAAGAGCCUUAUGUGGACGACAUACAGAAAAGCUAAUGGCAUUUAAAGCAAUAUACCCAGACAUUGUGCGACUCCAUUUUCCUCCAUUAUACAAGGAAUUGUUCACUUCAGAAUUUGAGCCAGCAAUGCAAAUCGAUGGGUAAAUGUAGUACCCGAGCACUUCUAGAACAUCUGAAGUACAAACAUGAAAAACAAAAAACAAAAAACAAAAAAAAAAAGGAAAUAAAACAAUGACAACGAAGACAAAAUUAACUGAGACACUUUCUAUGGCCCUGCACAGCCCUGGAGCGCCAACACACUGCACAGACAUCUUGUGGUGAUCGGGGUUCAGGCACAGAGGGGAAACAAUGAGAACCAAUAAAAGCUAAACUUGUUUUGCUCAUGCAUAUGAUUUCCACUAUGCCUACAGAUAUGGACCCUUUUCUGUCUCGACUUCUAGAGCGGUCGACCUCUGCAUAUAACAGGAGGAGGGUACUACAGUCAGAGGAGUCCCUUUUCUUAUAGCUCACUGCCCACAGACUCUUACGGGUAACAACAAGAGUCCAGCAGUAAUCGGUGACCCCGGUAUGCAUAGCGGGGGUUGCGGCGUUACUUUGCACAGCUUGCUUUUCUGUGUCAUGAAGGAAGAUUUUGUUUCUCUCACCGAUUAUUGCCGGUCAUCGGGAUGGCGUGAAAAGGGGAUCCAUAGCGCUCGCAACAAUAGCAUUAUAAUAUAUUACACAGGGUAAAUGGGCAUGAAGACUAUAUAUAGCUAAAGAGAUAUUGUUUAUAUAUUGUUUUAAUUAAUAUAAAAUGUAGUGACUGGUGUAGCUUUUCCUGUUGAAUUGAUAAGGCACUUUUCCGUUUUGCACCUUUUGUUUUCUUUAAAUUAAAUGCUAGCGUGUUCACUGUCGCCGUGUCGCAUGUACACCAGAAACACAAGUUUAGCUGAGAAGGUUUGGAAGGUACGUCAGGAGGUAUUUAUGCUGCUGUUUACAAAAAAACAAAA
This is a messenger RNA of Phodopus roborovskii (desert hamster), 2480 nucleotides long. RefSeq names its product RAR related orphan receptor A (gene Rora). Gene Ontology annotation, molecular function: nuclear receptor activity; RNA polymerase II cis-regulatory region sequence-specific DNA binding; zinc ion binding. Gene Ontology annotation, biological process: regulation of transcription by RNA polymerase II; negative regulation of inflammatory response. Lineage: Eukaryota; Metazoa; Chordata; Mammalia; Rodentia; Cricetidae. The record is from RefSeq and is a predicted model, not a curated record. The transcript has 11 exons. Gene Ontology annotation, cellular component: nucleus. The coding region runs from base 67 to 1635 and encodes 522 amino acids.